Plenodomus lingam JN3 is the source of this 1953-nucleotide messenger RNA. It is a transcript of the gene MIC60, whose product is annotated as MICOS complex subunit mic60. NCBI's taxonomy places the organism in Eukaryota, Fungi, Ascomycota, Dothideomycetes, Pleosporales, Leptosphaeriaceae. Gene Ontology annotation, cellular component: MICOS complex. Gene Ontology annotation, biological process: cristae formation. The record is from RefSeq and is a predicted model, not a curated record.
AUGCUGCGCGUCUCCCUUUUCCGGGCUGGCCCAGCUGCCAGGCCAUUGGUCCGCGCCACCGCCGUCGUCCGUCCGCAAUGGCACCCAGCCCACCAGCAACGCUUCUAUGCCAACGAUAAAAAGGCGGGCGAGGGCGAGACGGCGGUUCCGAACCCUGCACCGGCCGUCACGCCUUCGCUGAGUCCCUCGAAUGCUUCACCUGUACAAGACGCCACGAUUGUCGCCUCGGAUAUGCCCAAGCCACCGCCAGCGCCCACGCACGUAGCCCCCGGCGCAUCACGCGACGCUCCCGCCAUCCAGCCUGCAACAACACCGCCGACGGGGCCUGGUUUAGCAAGUGUGGCGCCUGAUCCGAUCAAGCCCAAAAAGAAGAGGAAGAUAUUCCGCAAGCUCCUACUGUGGCUGACGAUACUGUCCGGCCUGGGCUACGCGGGCGGUGUUUGGUAUUCGCUGGUGUCGGACAACUUCCACGACUUCUUCACCGAGUAUGUGCCGUUUGGUGAGGAUGCGGUUGCCUACUUCGAGGAGCGCGAGUUCCGCCGGAGGUUUCCGGGCCGCGCUGGCCAACCACGACUGCACCCCCAGAUCUCGGGCGAGAACAAGGUGACCAUUCCGGGCAAGAGCGGACUGACGGCGCGCGUGGCCCAGGACGAAGGUGCUGAUCUCGCGACCACAAAGGGGCCUCAUGUGAGUGCUGUGACCGACGACAAGCUCAGGCCAGGCUCGGCGGCUGGAGAGGCACCAAAGGUCGAGUCGGACACGCCAACGGGCAAGGCACCGCCCACGCAGACGUCGUCGCCGGUCAAGGAAGCCGAGCCAGCAGCGGCCAUUGCCCAACUCGAUCACCUCAAUGUCCCUUCGGCAACGGAGCCGGUGGUCCAGGACGUGGUCAAGAUCGUCAACGACAUCAUCACAGUCAUCAACGCUGACAACACCCACAAUGGUCGCUACAACUCGGCGCUCGACAAGGCCAAGUCUGAGCUUGCCAAGGUUGUCGCCGACAUCAACGCCUUGAAGGAGGGCCUUCAAAAGAGCGCCGAAGAGAAGAUCAAGGCUGCUCAUAAUGAGUUCGAGGCAGCCGCCAAGGAGCUUGUCCAGCGAUUAGAUCACCAGAUGCAAGAGCAGGAGACCCAUUGGAAGGAGGAAUACGAGAACGAGCGUGAGCGUCUCUCCAAGACCUACCACGAGAAGAUUCAGGCCGAGCUUGAAGCCGCUCACAAGGUGUAUGAGCAGAAGCUGAAGAACCAACUUCUCGAGCAAAGCAUCCAGCUACAAAAGAACUUCACUGCCAACGUCCGCGAACGCGUCGAAGCAGAACGUGACGGUCGCCUCGGCAAGCUGAAUGAACUCUCCUCGUCAGUGCACGAGCUUGAGAAGCUGACUGCAGAGUGGAACCAAGUCGUGGACGCCAAUCUCAAGACACAGCAUCUUGUUGUGGCUGUGGAAGCCGUCAAGUCUGCGCUCGAAACACAACUCACACCCAAGCCUUUUGUCAUGGAACUUGCCGCACUCAAGGAGAUUGGCGCAGAUGACCCCGUUGUCAGCGCCGCCAUAGCCAGUAUCAACCCCGCUGCUUACCAGCGCGGCAUCCCCAGCUCUGCCCUUUUAAUUGACCGCUUCCGCCGUGUUGCGGCAGAGGUGAGGAAAGCUGCACUGCUCCCGGAGGAUGCAGGCGUGGCUUCGCACCUUGCCUCUCUCGCUAUGUCUAAGGUUCUCUUCAAAAAAUCCGGAUUGGCGGUUGGCGGUGAUGUCGAGGCUGUACUUGCACGGACAGAGAUACUUCUUGAAGAGGGGGAUCUUGACGCCGCAGCACGUGAGAUGAAUGGUUUGCAAGGAUGGGCAAAGGUGUUAAGCAAGGAUUGGCUGAGUGAGUGCAGGAGGGUAUUAGAGGUCAGGCAGGCAUUGGAUGUCAUCGCUACGGAGGCGAGAUUGAAUAGCCUGCUCAUUGAUUGA